AUGGACGUGGAACAAGUCCAUGUGAGCAUCGUGGGUCCGGGCACGGUUUCUAUUGGCUGGGCCAGUGAGAGCGGACGAAGCGAUGUAGUGGAGGUCCAAGAGGUGGACGAACAUCAAGCGCCACUGGGGGAUCUGCAAAGAGUCAGCUCCACCAGCGACACCUACGAGCUGCAAUGCGGUCGGCGCUUUCACCUCAAUGGCCCCUGUGCCAUGAGCCAAAGGUACCGGAGCCCGCUGCUGUUGCAAGCGCGAGUGACCCUGGAAGCGGGGCGGAAAUACCGUUACCGCCUUGGUGGCGGUGCCUGGCGCCGGCUGCGGCUGCCUCCGAAACGAGAUGUUUCUACGGUGGUGAAGGUGGCGAUGGUGGGAGAUAUUGGUCAGACCAGCAACAGUGCUGCCACCUGCAGAGAUAUCCGUGCGCAUGCUGAUGAAUUGGACUUGGGGGUGAUUUUAGGUGACCUUUCCUAUGCCGACUCCAAUGCGAGCCGCUGGGACAGCUUUCAUCGACUCUUUGAUUUGCAGGGCUGUGCUGAUCUUCCGUGGUUGGUGCUGCCCGGCAACCAUGAGAUCGAGCCGGACGACCUGAGCGGCGAAGACUUUGUGCCCUACCGGAAGCGUUGGCGGACCCCGCAGGUGGCACCGGAGGUGGUCAGCAACGACAGCGAGGUGAUCAGCUGGUUGCGCUACGACUUCCGGUGUCGCUACGACUUCGGGGGCUCCUGGUAUUCCUUCAGUACCGGGCCGGCACACUUCGUGGCGUUGAACCCGUACUGUACCAACUCCAACCCAAAGGCACCGCAGAUCCAAUGGUUGGAUGAGGAUUUGAAGGGAUUCAGCAGAGAACGGACGCCGUUUCUGGUGGUCCUAACUCAUGCGCCAUGGGUGCACUCUUCCCGGACCCAUCGGCCAGAGAAUGAGGUGGCCACAGCGCAACUCCGUGCUUCAGCUGAGCCGCUCUUGGCCAAGAAAAUGGACCUCAUGUUCAGUGGCCACGUGCACGCCUACGAACGUUCAAAGCCGGUUGAGGGGACACGAUACAUUGUCCUUGGCCAUGGUGGAAACAACGAAAAGCUCUACAAUCGAUGGAUGGAGAGUCAAAGCUCAGCGUUUCGCUCUGGUGACCACUACGGUUGGGGCAUCUUGACACUUUCCGGUGGCCACGGCAGUUUUCAAGCACGGCGCUCCCUGGAUGGUGCUGUGAUGGACUCCUUUGAAUUCAUGGCACGAAUGGAGAAUGAGGUCACAGAGGUCACAGAGGUCACAGGUGAUUCCGCAGCCUUCUGGGCCGCCGUGGUGCUGUUCUGUCUUGGAUGUGGUCUCUGUUUGUGCUGCUGUCUGGUCUAUCGCCAUGCUCGUUUGGCAGAUGAAGAAGAGAAGAGCUCCUUAAAGGAUGCUGUGCAAGAGAAGGGUGUGGAAUGUGUGGAGAAACUGUGCACAUUUUAUCCAUCCCCUGAACUAGCAGAGUCAGAGGCUGAGCAAAUCUUUCGCGAAGCGUAUGAAGCGGAGGCAGAGCGAGCUGCUUUGAUGGGGAAGCAAUUGGAGGAAGCCCUGGCGGAGCAACUUGGAGCACCUGAAGGCAUCAAGAUCAACAUUGAGGCCCCAGCGGCACCCGCUCCCAAUGAGCCCGGUGGCACCACCUGGCGCAAAGCCUAUGAGGACAUCAAAGCCCGAGCAGCCUCCCUGGAAAGCCAACUGCAAAAAGCUCGACGCUUAGCUGAACCCACUGCGGCCUCGGCUUUUGAAGAGAGGGCUGUGAAGGCAGAGGCCAGCUUCGAUGCGGAGAGCGCCACCCAGAGCACCCAGUCGACUCCUCCACCACCACAGCCAUCACCUCAAGGUAUCCCCGCAGAUCCCAUGCAACAGAUGCAGAAACUCAGGGAGAUUGCCAACAUCUCAGCCGAAGAGGAGUCCGUCCUGCGACUGCUGUCCUUAGCUGCACUGGCCAAUCAGGAGGGCAUGUUCAAGGAGGCCGCAUCCAAGGAGUUGCCUCCCUUGAACCAAGCACGAGAGGCGCUGAGUGGUGAGGAUUUCCAGGCCUCCGACGCCUUGAUCUUCGAGCGUUGCUACGUCUUCCCUGGCGUCAUCCCCCAGGGCCGGGAGCCCGCGGUGGCGCUGGAGGCCCUGCAGCAGCGCAUGCGAUCUGCGCCUUUGGCUCUGAACCGUGGCUCAAAUCCUGCAUUUCGAGUUCAAUGGCAGCCCUGUGUCCGCGCCAUGACGGACGUGACGGACGUGACGGUCGAAGCUGAGCCGGAGCGGAGCGUGGAGGUUCCUGGAAAUGAAGUGGAACCAUCAGCCACCACAAUAGGACCAUCAACCAUGGCCACUGUGGAGGAGAUAUCGCAGGUGAGUGCCACCUUAGAAAAAGUGGAAAAGUUGGUCCAAGAGUUGCAGGAUCAGUUUCGAGAGCAGGCUAUGGGAGCCUCGCAGAACAAGGAUCUGGUCCAAGCGCAAGAGGAGAUGAAGUCGCUGAUGGUGGAUGCAUCUGAUGCCCAAAGGCGUUUAGAGCAGGUGGCCAAAAGCUCCUUGGAACUGCAGAGGGACUUGGCCCAAGCGAAUGACCGAAGCUUGGUGGUGAAUGCCGAGAAUCAGAGCCAGAUGGACAAGGAGGCCUUGCGGAUUGCCGCGGAGGCUCACCUGCGACAGUGUCGUUGCAGGAACAAAGCAGGGGAACCCUGGCCGUUGUGGGCCACAACUGCUGGAGACCUACAGGAAUAUGGAACUGGUAUCUCACUCUAUUUUAGAUUUACCAUCAGCUUGGGUACUGCCAUGAUGUUUGCUGCGCUGCUCACUCUGCCAUUGUUGAUCCUGAACUCCACUGGAACGGGCCUGACUGAUGUGGAUGUUGGGGCUGGUGAGCCGGGCUUUUUUGCGGUGAGCAGCAUUGGCAACUUCCUGUCAUCCAGCGACGGAUCGAUUUCUUUAAGCAAAUUUGACAUUAGCCCUGCAGACAUCAGUUUUUACAUUGGCGUCCUGGACGCCGUUUCCAUCGGCCUGGUGCUGGCCCUGGCCGUGUGGUUCGAACGCGUGGUGCUGCCGGCGGCGGUGCGGAGCGAGGCCAGGACGACCGUGACGCCGGAUCUUUGUGAGUAA
This is a messenger RNA of Cladocopium goreaui, 3090 nucleotides long. The record is from the annotation of a GenBank genome assembly. NCBI's taxonomy places the organism in Eukaryota, Dinophyceae, Suessiales, Symbiodiniaceae.